CCUGGUAACUAUGUUAAGUUUAAUCUAUGUUGAGCGGAUAAACAACACACCACCAUUAUCUACAAUACGAUUGGCUGAUAAGAAUUGCAAAGUAAUCAGCGGAAAAUUUUCAAGGUUCCCUUAUUAAGUUUUUUCUAUUGGCUUUCAGUUGACCCCGCGAAGAAAAAAGGAUUUAACGCACUAAUUUUUGAAUGGUUGAAUUUGAAUAAGACACAGGGGUAAAGAAGACAUAUUCAAUUAGAAAGGGGGUAGAAAUACAAACAGUGAGUUAGUAAGAAACAUUUCAUCAUUUGUGAAUAAGGGACGUUCGAGUUAACACCAGCCGGAUUACUUACUUGGAUUAUUCUAAACGUUAUUCAAUUUUUUUUGAAAACACCUUAUGUUUUGGCUACAUAUUUAAUUUGGAUUAUAACUAUAAACUGGAUAAUUAUGCAUAAAUCUCGUUCACGAACUUCUGGUGUAUAUAGAGUUGAACAUCUUGUCGGAAAACGAAUACGUGGGAGUCGUGUAGAAUACCUAGUGAAAUGGAAAAAUUGGUCUGACGAACAUAAUACAUGGGAACCAGAAAAAAAUAUAUUAGACAGACGAUUAAUUGAAUCAUUUGAAAGACGUGAAAAACGUAAAAAAGCACAACAAGAAUUAAAUUCACAUGAACGAAGUAUCAGUGAGGAAAGUCAACGAUCUUCAUCUUUAAAUUUACCAGAUAAACAUCAUGAAUAUCAUCAUGACAAUAUUUCUAAAUCUAAAGAAAAUGUAUCAAUGAUUACAAGUCCAGAAAGAGUGAUAUGUUCACGAGGUACAAUAGAAUGUGAAAGUCCUAUUAUUUUGUCAAAAACUGAUCCAAUUCUUUCUUCUUUCCUUAAUACUGCUGCUACCUCUGCAAAAGUUAUUUAUAAUAAGGAUUCUGAUAAUGUUAUAAAAAAUAUUCCAAUAUCUUCUUGUUCACCAAAUUUAUCGAUAGAUCCUAUGACUAGUAACAGUAGUACGAGAACAACACCGAAUUCGAUUAGUUCACCAGUUAAUAUUGAAUCGAACAAUAAUAAUAAUGAUUUAUGCUUUGAUCGUCGUUUCCGUCGGACAACUUUACUUGUUGCCGCUGCUUCUGCUUCCGCUGCUAAUGCAGCUGCUGCGUUAGCACAUUCUAGAAUAUCUGGAAGACAAACGCAACAAACUACUAAUAUUACUCAUACGGAAAAUUCUCAACCUGUUAUCAGUCAGUCUUUAUCGGACAUGCCUAGAAAUAUAACUACUAGUACUACUACUACCACCACCACUACUAGUAGUAGUACUAUCAAUACUACGACUACAAUUACAACUUUUAAUGUAACAAAUGAUGAGAGACCAAAGAUUCGUCUGACUAUACCACGUGAUCGUAUAUUACCUUGCCCACCAGUAGGUGUAUCAAGUAAUUCUUCUUGUAAUAGUCAAAAUUCUUCACAAUUAACUAGUUCAUCUAUUGAAGAUUCAGAUCAUUCAUCUUUUCUUGAAUUGAAUACUUCACUCAAACAUGAUGAUUCAAUUUCAACUGCGACAAAAACUACGACACAUUUUAUUGCACCGGUUGAAUUACCACGUCGAAGUAAUACAACUUUAUCACCACAUACAUUCAAUCCAACAGGAGGUAUGCGUCUUCCAGAGAUUCAGAUUGAAAAUUCUCCACAAUCUUUUUAUACAGAUACAAUUGGUACAUUGAACACUUGUAAGUCACCUAAAUGGACUAAACAGACACCUUGUAUAAAUACAUCAAAUGUUAUGCAAUUGCCCAAAAUUUUUAUUUCUUCUGCUACAAUCCCUUCAUCAUCGUCAUCAACACCAUUCGAUCUAAUUAUUUCUACAAAAAAGCGUCAUCGACAACUUAGAUCUGAAAGUUGUUUAUCCUCUCCAGGAAACGAAGAAUAUGAAUUUUCUAAAAGACGUAAACAUUCACAAAAGAAAGACAAGCGUAAACGACGUCAUGAUCAAACUUCUGAUCAUCAUCAUUAUUAUCACCAUCAUCAUCAAAAAAGUGGUUACUCUUCAUCAUUCGAAGACUAUAAUGUGAGUGUGAGUAAAAUACGUCGACGUUCCGGUUCAUCUACCUCAUUAACAUCAUCAUUAUCGACAGAUAGCUUUUCACCUACUAUUUCAAAUCAUACAUCACCUAAUGAAGAUUUUCCACGUUUGGCUCCAUUACGCAUACAUUUACCAAGAUCGCUUACUACACAAUUAUCUGGAUCGGACAGUGUAUGUUCAUACACUGAUAAUCAUCAUGAAUCAUUGAUUGAUUAUCAUCAUCAUCCUACAUACAGACUUUCAUCAUCAUCAUCAUCUUCAUCAUCAACUUCCUCAACUUCAUGCAGAACAACAGUUUCUACGAAACAUAGAAAUGAUAUAAUUAUUGGACAAAAUCAUAUGUUAUCACAUAAUACAACAAAUCAAAUUCAUUCAAAUUAUAGAGAACAAAUUCAUCUUGUGCCAGAAAUGUGUAUCACUGAUAUAACUGUUGAUGGCUUAACUAUUAGCAUUAAGGAAUGUAGUGGUCCAGGGAAUUUUUUCGGUAUACCAACUAGUCAACUUGUUCAACAUAAUUGUUAUAAAAAUGAAUAUAUUACUAAUUCUGAUGAUGAUGAUGAUGAUGAUGAUUUUACUACCGUAACUACAGUUAUUGAUUCAUGCAAAAUGCCCAGUACUACAGUGACUACUACCAAUAGUACGUCUACAAUUACUACUCCGUAUACAAUGACAACACCAACACCAAUAACCACACGGACAAUUAAACCGUUAUGCUUGAAUUUAAAAGAACAAAAUCUUUCCUCUGUUAUCAAAAAAUUAGAUACUUCGAUAGAAGAUAAUUUAACCAUUAAUAAUAGUAAUAAUAAUAUUAAUGAUCUCACUACAAAAAAUGUAGAUAAUGUAAAUUUAUGUGAUAUUAAACAGGGAAAUGUGGUUAGUAUUGAUAAUGAUAAUAUGAUACAAAAGUAUGUAAAAAAAAACUCACUCAGUCAAUAUGCAGAUGAGAAUGUUGCCCCAGAUCAACAACAAAAUUGUAUCAAUUAUCCUGUAAAUCAAUCAAAUCCAGACAUGUCUGAUCUAUCAUUACAUUCCAUUUCGCCAGUUUCCAUUUCUUCUCCAUUAUUAACAUCAUCGUCACCGGAUACCAUGUGUUCAAUUGUUAUCACAUCAUUGCCAUCGUCAUCACCUGAGAUGAAUAAUCUUCAAUUAAGUACAAUUUAUGAAGAAACUGAGACGUCAUCUACAACUAUCUCAUCAGUAGUAUCAGUUGAAAAUGAACAUAAAAUUGAAAAUGAAACAAUUAUCGAAAGCUGUUCUACACCAAAUCCAACAGUAAUCAAAUCUGAAAACGAAUUGACAAUUAUCCCAUCAACUUCGUCGAUCAUUGUUAAUAACACAUCAGUUCCCUCAUCAUUAUCAGCUCCAUCGUCAUCAACAUCUGAGAUUGUAUUAUCUAGUCACUCACAAUCUUCAUCGUCAUCUUUUAUGUUAGCUGCUACAGAGGCUAUUAUGAAAAGUUCAUUGAAUUCUCCAAGUUCGCCAGGACUUUUAUUACCUCCAAGACGGUCAUCUACACCAAUUGAACAUAGUCCUCCUUAUAUACCUCAAUUAUCAUUUAUAAAUUCCUGUAAAAAAUCUAAUUUAAAUGAAACAUUAUGUCAAUCAAAAUCACCUCCACAAUUACAUGACACUACCAUUUUGCAUACUAACCAAACCAAUAAUAAUAAUGUUUGUAAAAUAAAUAAUCCCAUUACUUCAACCAAUACUGAUAUCAAUACCAUAGCUACAUGUAUAUCGAUUUGUAAACCCUUGCCAACACUUGCUAUUAAUACCACCACCACUGCUUAUAGUAAUAAUAAUAGUAAUUCACCUCGUAAAACUUUAAAUUUGAAACCUUCAAUUACUACUACGACUACUAUUUCUGCUAGUAGUAGUACACGGAAUCGACCAAUGGCAACUAUAUUUGGUCAAGUACGUAAUCGUGGUACUACUAGUGUUAAGUAUACUACUAAUACUGGAGUUAAUCAGCUGACAUCAACUAUUAAUAAUACUAGUUAUGUAAAUAGCGUGGAAUAUUCUUCUUCACGUAAAACAUCAGUCAAAUCGAAGUAUGCAUCAACAGUAAUAACAAAUAAUUGGAAUAAUCAUACUUGUGAUACAUUGAAUUCAUCAAAAGCAAUCGGUAUGAUAAAUGCUUCACAAAUGAAUAAUAAUCGUAAGAAAACCAAUUAUUUAGAUAGUAUCUAUACUUUUCCUGAUGAAUCUCCUACAUAUACAAUUCCAAAUUGUAGUAGUACAAUUAGUAAUACCUGUCAUUUGGAUACUGUGUCAUCAUCAUCAUCAUCAUCAUCAUCUCCACGUAUUAUAACGUCUUUAGAUCCAAAACAUACCCAUUCUUCUGUAAGAUCUAAAUCCGCUGUUAAACAAAAUCAUUAUCUACAACGAAAUCAACGAUGUCUUUCCUCAUCUUCACCAUCAUCUCUCACGUCAGUAUCUUCAACGUUGUCAUCAUCGUCAUCAUCAUUGUCUACAACAACAAUACAAUCAGAUUUAAUGAUAAAGACAUUGUCACCAUUUUUAAACUUAUCCACACUAUCUUCUUCAAUUAUUCACCCAAAUAAUAAUAAUAAUAAUAAUAAUAAUGCUUCCUCCUUGGAUCUAUGUUUAAGCACACCAUCUACUGUCAUUGAUAAUCAACAACAUAAUGUUAAUAAUAAUCACAAUAAUAAUAAUGGUAGUAAUGGUAAUAAUAGUACUCCCAGUUCAUCGUAUCUUCAUAAAGCGAAUCCCGACAGUUCUGCAUUAGCUGCAGCGGUUUGUUUACAACAAUUACAAAUGCAAAUGAUGUGUUAUACCACUAAUCCGACUGCGAUGGCUGUUGCUCUAAAUGCCUUAAAUGGAUUUUCGUCCAAUUCCAUCAUACCAAAUAUGAAUUUUUCAUCAUUCCAUAUGAAUCCAGGAGCUAGCCAUCAAAGUAAUAAUAAUAAUAAUAAUAGCACAGUAACUACGACUACUGCUACCAAUACUGCUAGUAAUAGUAAUGCUAAUACUUCAGAAUGGUUAACAUCGAAUAAUAAUAAUAAUAAUAAUAAUAAUAAUAAUAAUAAUAAUAAUAAUAAUUUCCUCAAUACACUUAACCCCAUGGAUUCGAAUUUCACACUACCUAUCAACAAUCCAUCAUUAUUAUUCUUUCCAAAUGAACAAGGGUUAUUGUUAAAUCCUUGCGGUAUACCAUCUACUUAUCCUAAUCAUACUAGUAGUAGUAAUCAUUCUACAGAUUUCAGUAUGUUUACUCAAUUUACUGAUUAUAUUGAUGGAUUUUCAUUAGGGAAUAUGUUGAAUCCAUCAUUGUCAAAUCUAACAUCUGGAUGUCCGGAUCUAUUGAAUCUAAAUGGUAUACACUUAUCUCCAUGUCUCAAUACGAAUUCAUUAAUAACAACCGCCACCAACACAACAACAACAGGAACAGUAAAUGACAUGUUAGAUAAUUCCGAUCUACCUAUUGAUUUGUCUGCGAAAAGAUGAUUUGUUUUUGGAUAGUUCUUGUACAGUUCUGGUUUACUUUUGUUUAUAACAAAAUACUACAGUGCUUUCAUUGUAUAUAGAUAUCAAUAUUUUUUAAUCAUAUAUAUAUAUAUAUAUAUAUAUAUAUAUAUAUAUAUAUUGUUUAACCUUAUUAAAAUAUUCAGAUUUAUUCCAUAUUUAUAUACUGAAAUACAUAGAAUCUAAUUAUCUUAGAAUUCUUUCAUUUCAUUUAAUCACUAUUCUCUUUUUUGCUUGUCUAUCCCCUCUAUCACUUCUCGGUCUCCUGUAAUAUGUAAAUACUUCUCUUCUUUGGUUGUUGAUAAUGAUUUAGUAGUCAAGUUAUAAUAAAUUGUAACUGAUGAGUAUCAUACACUACUACUUUCCAUUCACAUACAUUAUACAUUUCGAUAUGAUGAGACUAUGUGUAUGAAUUAUUGAUUACUUCAGUCAAUAAUCAUAAUGAAAUUUCCUAAGUUGAUGGAUUUUAUUACACAAUUAGAAUACUAAUAGUCUCUUCAAUCACGAUUUUAUUCGUUAAUAUCGAUUCACCUUUCUUCAAAUUACACAAUAUACAUAUUAUACUUUAUUCUUCCUUUUUCUUUGUCUCUUAUGUAAACAUACAUACAUACAAAUUACUUCAAUUUUUACUUUCUAUUCUUACUGAAUUCCGAUUGUUGUUUUUUUCACCUACCUUAGUUAUUAUUUUCAUUUCUUUGUUUAGUUACUAGUUUUGUUUUCGUUUUUUUUCGCUUUCUCAGAGUAUUUCAGCAUAUGUUUACAUAAACAUAUAUAUAUACAUAUAUAUAUAUAUAUAUAAAUAUAUACCCCUUCUGGAGAAAAAUAUCUGCCAUAUUAAGUCAAGAAAUUAUUAUAAUGAACAAACAAAUACAUAAAGAGUACAGUAAUGUAUAUUUUGUUUGAUUACUUUUUCUGACUUCUUUUUUCGUUCAAAUGUGUGUGCUUACUUGACAAAUCCAACGGUAGAAUGAAAUAUAAUUCAAUUACAAAAGCGGAAUAAGUUUUUGUGAGAUACCACCAAUUAUUAUUAAUCGCGUAGAUAUGUGCAGACUAAUCUUUUGUUAUAUCAUUAAGGUUAUUGUAAACAGCUAUUGGAGACGUAUGAAAUCGUUUAAAUACUGGUUACUGUUUUAUUUUACUAUAAUUUCCCUUGAUCACUUCGUCUCAUUGUGAUGAUGUAAUGCCCUGAUAUAAACAGCUGCAAGUUCUGUACUUUGCAGAACAUCUAUUGAAGGCUCACUUUUGACUGGUGUUGUGUUUCAGUGAUUGUUAUAAAUUGUGGCCGAGUGGAUGCCCUGCUAAUGUAUGACGUGAUGAGAUCGCUAAUUAGAGAGCAGUGAUUUAU
Messenger RNA from Schistosoma rodhaini, 6880 nucleotides. Lineage: Eukaryota; Metazoa; Platyhelminthes; Trematoda; Strigeidida; Schistosomatidae. The record is from the annotation of a GenBank genome assembly.